This is a messenger RNA of Oncorhynchus masou masou (cherry salmon), 1141 nucleotides long. RefSeq names its product E3 ubiquitin-protein ligase RBBP6-like. The record is from RefSeq and is a predicted model, not a curated record. NCBI's taxonomy places the organism in Eukaryota, Metazoa, Chordata, Actinopteri, Salmoniformes, Salmonidae. The coding region runs from base 62 to 1129 and encodes 355 amino acids. The transcript has 2 exons.
ACGGGUCAAAGAUGAAUCUAUUCCCUUCCAACCAGACUCUUGCACCUCCCCCCAGAGAGAAAUGGAACUCCAACACCCUGCACCCCGAGCAUCAGCUCCCAAACUACCUCUUCCUAAUCCCCAUGCAUAUCAGCUCGACACAGCUAGAAUCAACCCAGACCUAUUCAAACCGGUUAGAACCGACCCAGACCAGUUUAAACCUGUCAGAACCGACCCAGACCAGUUUAAACCUGUCAGAACCGACCCAGACCAGUUGAAACCUGUCAGAACUGACCCAAACCAGUUUAAACCUGUCAGAACCGACCCAGACCAGUUCAACACAGUUAGAACCGACCCAGACCAGUUUAAACUGGUUAUAACCGGCCCGGAUCAUUUUAAACCAUUCAGAACCGACCUGGACCAUUCCAGACCAGCCAAGGAGGAGCAGAGAGGGAAGAGAGAUCCCGGGUUUCGGCAGGACAGGGGCUCAGGGAGAGAGGACAAGCCCAGGAGAGAGGCUGACAUCAGGGUGGGUAGAGAACAGGAGAGAGACCCUGCCAAAGCUCCAGACACCAAGUCUGAGAAGAAGAGGAGGAGGAGGAAGGAGGAGGAGGAGGAGGAGAAGACGAGAAAGGAGGAGAGGAGUGUGUCUGAUAAGGAGAUGGAGGUGCCCCGAAUCAAGUCUCCCGGAGUGGAGCUCACCGAGACCGUAAAACCCUGCAACCUCAAAUGUGACGUAGAGGAGGAGAGGGCUUCCGUAAGGCCUCUGAUGGAGAGUGGGAUGGCAGGAGGACAACCCCAGAGGAAGAUUAAGACCAACAGAGAAGAAGGGAGGAGGGCCGGCAAGCUUGCGGGCGUGGCCGGAACAGAGGCAGCCAAUCAGAGCAGCUAUAUGAAGGGAAGCGUAGAGAGGAGCAAAGCCAAGAGGAACCGGAAGGUCCUAGCGUCCGAAGGACCGGGAACCACAGUGGACGACACCAGUCCCCCAGGGGGCAGUAGUCCUGUGUGUGGCGAUGGAUCAGAGGGCAGAGCAGAGCAGACGAAGACUGUCGUUAAAACACUGGAGGAAUACACCAAUGACAGCUCGGCACCUGCUGACGGACACAUAGUACUCAUACAGGUCAGAGACACACAGCUCUACACCUGUUAGACUAGAUGGUAC